AUGAGCUUACACCCGCACCCGUCGUUACUUCCUGCGGAACCGCUGUCGGUCACAGCCACAGCUGUCACACCUCCGUUCUCACACAUGAUGCUCCCCGCCGCUGACAAGGCGGGCAUGCCCCCUUCUUCCCACCCGUUUCACGGUGAACUCCCUUAUUCUCCAGAAGCGGCCACCAAAUGCCGGCUGCGCAAGCGCGACCAGGCCAAGGAGCUCGAGGAGCACGAGCGCGCGGCCGCGGAUGAGAACCUGGUCCUGCGCGGCUUCUACGACGAGCUGUCGACCCAGAUCUUGAAUCUCAAGAACAUGGUGCUCGAGCACGCUGGCUGCGACUGCGUCCUCAUCCACCGCUACAUCCACAAGGAGGCAGCCCUCUCCGUCGAGAGGAUGGAGCGCAACUCGGCCGCCGCCGCCGCCGCCGCCGCCGGAGACGGGGCCACCGCCCCGUCAAGUCCCCCCACCUAUACCGACGCUGCUGCUGCUGCCGCCGCCGGCCUGCCCUUCCACGACAACCAACCCUCUCCCCCCCCGAUGGGAUACAGUUUCGACGCCGCCGGCCCCGGCUCCGGCUCCGGCCCCGCCCCCGCCCUCAUCAGCGAGGGAGAAUCGGUCAUCAGUCCGACCGGAUCGGCCGCCCAACAUCACGGCCAUGUCUCCAUCGCUACCGCCGCCACCCUCGCCCACGCCGCCCGUCUACGGGCUGAAUGGAGCCGACAGCAUCAGCCGCUACUCCUACACCACCACCAACACCACCACCAGCAGCAGCAUCCGCUCAUGGCCGGUUUCCCGAGAUCCUACAGCUCCCCCGAUGUCGGCACCGAAGCCUACGGCCACUACAUGGUAAGCCACCGGCAUCCCAUGGAUCCCACUGCGUCUGCCAUGCCACUGCCCACUGCUCAGGUCCAGGUUCCCCAGGUCGGCUACAUCCGUCAUCCUAUGGGAGGGGUACCCCAAGAGCACCAACACCAGCACCAGCACCAGCAACCACCCCCUCCAUAUCCUGGACACGAGAAUGCCGCGUGGCCGCAAUGGACCUGA
Molecule: messenger RNA, 1035 nt
Organism: Geosmithia morbida
Lineage: Eukaryota; Fungi; Ascomycota; Sordariomycetes; Hypocreales; Bionectriaceae
Product: bZIP transcription factor
Exons: 2
Coding region: 1-1035 (344 amino acids)
Biological process (GO): regulation of DNA-templated transcription
Molecular function (GO): DNA-binding transcription factor activity
Source: RefSeq, a predicted model, not a curated record